Molecule: messenger RNA, 1435 nt
Organism: Erythranthe guttata (spotted monkey flower)
Lineage: Eukaryota; Viridiplantae; Streptophyta; Magnoliopsida; Lamiales; Phrymaceae
Product: ubiquitin-conjugating enzyme E2 5-like
Source: RefSeq, a predicted model, not a curated record
UUAUUAAUAAUUAUAUAUAUAGGUCAAUUAUUUAAGACCCGUUAUCCGAUUCAAAAUUGACCCAUUUUGAAAAUAUACACACAUUACCCGGACCCAUUUAGACGAACCCGGCCCAACUGGAAAACCGAUUGAAGUAUCUUCUAAAACAAAUUACCGGUAUUUGUUUCAGAACAACUUUGUGGAAAUUAUAAGUUUACCCAAACAGUUCAGCUUAAUUCCGUUUUGCCUACUGAAGCGUGAACAGCCAUUGCAUAACUGCUUCCCCUCUCUCUCUUCACUCUCUCUCUCUCUCUCUCUCACACACACACACACACUAUGGCGCUAAAGUAUAAAUACAAACAACUGUUUGUAUUUUCUGCACAAUCGCACAUUCACACAUUUCACCACACUCUGAAAUCCAGAGAAUCGAGAGAAAAAAAGUAAAGAAGGCGUGCGUACGAGUCGAGAUCGAAGGAAGAAGAAAGCAAAGGAAAAACCAUGGAUAACCGCAAGGAAAAGGAUUUGAAGGAACUGAUGGAGAAUGGUUUUGAGGUGGAUUUGUCUAUUUGUAGAAAUAACUUGUUCGUCGUGAAGCUCCACGGACCCAAAGACAGUCCUUAUGAAGGAGGAGUUUGGAGGGUAAGGGUGUCGCUGCCAGAUGAGUAUCCAAAUAAGCCUCCUUCGAUCACCUUUGCCAGCAGGAUUUACCAUACGAAUAUCCAUGAGGCGUCUGGCCUUAUCUGUUUAAAUGUUAUCAGCGAAGAUUGGUCUCCCACAUAUAAACUUUUAAAUGUGUUCCAAUACUAUCUUCCACAACUUCUAUUGAGCCCAAAUCCUGAAGACCCUAUGAAUAAAAUUGCUGCAGCUAAGUUGGAAGACAACCGCGAGGCAUACAAUCAGUUUGUUAGAGACCAUUGCCAGAAACAUGCGAUGCCUGCUGAGGAGAAUAUAUCUAGUAGUGCAGGCAAAGCUGGAAAUACCGAUGAUGAGGAGGGCAAAGCUGGAAAUACCGUUGAUGAGGAGAGCAAAGCUGGAAAUACCAAUGAUGAGGAGGACAAAGCUGAAAAUACCGAUGAUGAGGAGGGCAAAGCUGGAAAUACCGAUGAUGAGGGCAAAGCUGGAAAUACGAAUGAUGAGGAGGGCAAAGCUGGAAAAACCGAUGAUGAGGAGGGCAAAGCUGAAAAUACUGAAGACGAGGAGGAAAAAUCUGGAAAUACUGAUGAGGAGGGCAAAGCUGGAAAUACCGGUGAUCAGUAAAACGGACUAGUCGAAAAAGGUUAUCUGAUAAUGGUUGUUGAUGUGAAUAAUAAACUGUGAAUCCUAUCAUUCAUCUCUUUGCAGUUCAAAAAAAAAACCAAAAGCAGAGAAUUGUGUAUCAUUUUUAGCAGAAUUAGACCUAUUUCUGCAUAUAUCGCCACUUAUGCGAAUUUUGAUAAGAGUUUUAUUUUUUUUGCGU